Theobroma umbraticum is the source of this 2949-nucleotide messenger RNA. The record is from RefSeq and is a predicted model, not a curated record. NCBI's taxonomy places the organism in Eukaryota, Viridiplantae, Streptophyta, Magnoliopsida, Malvales, Malvaceae.
UUUGGUUCUUUAAAAUAAAUAAACCUACGAAAAGAAAAAACAAAAAUAGCUGAGCAAAACCCUCUUAAAAACCCACGCACUGUCCCCCCCUCUCUCUCUCUCUCUCUCUCUCUCUCUCUCUCUCCUUCAAUCGGGUUCUCCACCGCUAAGUGGCCGCUCUUCCGCUUUCCUCCGCCGUGUUAGCUGCUGCAGGCGGAGACCCACCAAGCACGGCAGUUCCUAAUCCGGAAUCCCAACUUCACACACUGCCAAUUCAUUUGCUGGUGAUUAAGCUUAAUUUGGAAUAAUGGAGAGUAAGUCACGCCGAGAAAAGCGAAAAGAAGCUCGAUUAGCACAUAAUAAGCAAAAACAUGACUCAUGGCUCGAAGAUCAGAAAUCUCAGAGGAUGGAGAGACCAUUAAGAGACAUAAAGUCAAAAAAGGGGAACAAAAUAAAGAGUUCGCGAGCUCGGUUUCUUAAAGAAGAUGAAAUUGUGCGACAAGCUAGUGAGCACUCCAUCAUUCCAAGUAAAGCAGAGAGUAAAUUGAAGCUUGAGGAAGAUCAUGAUUUUAAUGAAUCAAAGAUGGUUAAAGGAAAGAGGAGCUUGAAAAGAACUUUGAAGACUAAGUUUGAAGAGUAUAUUGAAAUGGAGAUGCCGAAUGCUGCCACGCUUGCACAAGAGGACUUGGAAUUGGAGAGGAAACUUGCAAAGAAACUCAAGGUGAAAGAUGGUAAAUUAAGGGGAGAUGAUGAUGACCUCAAUAUGUUAUUUGAAGAUGUGCCAUCUGCUCUUGAAUCUUGGAAUGAAGAAGUCCCAGAUACUGAGGGGUUUUCUGAUGAGAGAACUGUGAACCCUACUUCUAGUAAGAAGCAUAAGAAGAAAAAAUCAGCAGAGCAGGCUUCUGAAGAUGAUAUUGCAGAUGACUCAACUAUUGCAGCUUCUGAGCUGGAGGACAAUGCAGAGAUGGCAUUCGAAGAUAUUCCUGCAAAGGCGCCAGCACGUAAGAGACACAGGAAGAGAAAGUUUUUGCAGCAAGGACAAGAAGCUAACAUGGCAGGUGAGACGGCCCUUGGUGUAUCCCUGCCUGCUGAAAGCCAUAACAAAGAGGUAUCAUUAAAUGAAGCUUCACCCAAGGCACCUGCAAUGGAGGGCAAUGUAAAAUAUGUUGCUCCUCACUUGAGAUCUCGUGCAAGAAAUGAGUCGGAGGAGCAGACUCAAAUUCGCAGACGAGUUCGAGGUCUUCUGAAUAGACUGUCUGAAUCUAAUGUGGAAUCAAUUACUGGGGAAAUGGCCACAAUUUUUCAUUCAAUUAGCUGCAGUGUCAGCUCACAGAUUAUCAUUGAGGAGGUGUUGGCAUCUUGUUACAAUGGUCCUAGAGGCAAUGAACAGCAUGCUGCUGUCUUUGCCUCCUUUGUUGCUGGCAUGGCUUGUUUAGUUGGGCUGGACUUCAGUGCAAAACUCAUUGCUUCACUUGCCAAGACUUUUGAGGAGGAGUAUCUCAAAGUGGACAAUCUUUCCUUGCGAAAUCUUACUCUCUUGCUAUCUUAUCUCUGCAUCUUUGGAGUUUGCUCGAGUGAUUUAAUAUAUGAUUUUCUGAUCAUGUUGAGCGAGAGGUUGACAGAGAUCGAUGUCUCUACCAUCCUGACAAUUUUACAAUGCUGUGGGAUGAAAAUAAGGGGUGAUGAUCCUGCGAAAAUGAAAAAUUUUAUUCUUAGCGUUCAAAACAGGGUGAACGAGUUAAAGGCUUCCUCUGGAGACGGCCAGGCAAAAAUAAAUGGCAGAAGAAUGGAAUUCAUGCUUGAGACAAUAUGUGAUAUCAAAAAUAACAAGAAACGGCCCAAGGAAGAUACGGUGCAACACACUCGGAUCAAGAAAUGGUUACAAAAGUUAAAGGUUGAAACUAUUUUAAUUAGAGGGCUUAAAUGGAGCAAGCUGCUUGAUCCUGAAAAGAAGGGUCAAUGGUGGUUGUCUGGGGAUUUGGUCUCUGCAACCAAUGAUGUUGAAGAGGUUGCCAGCAGAAUCGAUAAAGAAUCUCUCGAGGCACAGAAAAUGCUGGAGCUUGCUGCCGCACAAAGGAUGAAUACAGAUGCCAGGAGGGCAAUCUUUUGUAUUAUAAUGAGCGGGGAAGACUACAUUGACGCAUUUGAGAAGCUUCUAAGGUUGGAUUUGCCUGGAAAGCAGGUGAGGAGUCUUUUUUUCUUGAGAAAGAGAGGUGCCUUUUUCUCUCAUCCCUCAAUAGUUAAUUUGAACAUCCAUCUACAGGACAGGGAUAUUAUGCGAGUUCUUGUCGAGUGCUGCUUGCAAGAGAAGGUGUUUAACAAGUAUUACACUGUUCUUGCUGCCAAGCUGUGUGAGCAUGACAAAAACCACAAGUUUACCUUACAGUUCUGUCUCUGGGACCAUUUCAAAGAGCUGGAUUCAAUGCCAAUUAUAAGAUCAAUGCACCUAGCAAAAUUCAUUGCAGAAAUGGUUGCCUCUUUUACUCUCUCCCUUGCAGUCCUAAAAACUGUUGAGUGGAGCGAUCCCCAGAUGCUAAGCUCAAAAAGGGUCAUGCAUUUCAGAAUGCUAUUUGAGGCCAUCCUUGAGUACCCUGAUAAGCUUAUAUGGAACAUGUUCACACGUAUAGCCGUCACCCCAGAGCUUGAACCUCUUCGACAAGGCAUGGAGUUCUUCAUCAAGGAGUAUGUUGUGAAAACGAACAAGAAAGUCAAUGAUAAAUUUAAGGUUGCAAAGAAAGCCCUUAAUAACAGUGAGGGAGUUCUCAUGUGAGCCUCAAAGGUUCCAUUAUUUUUGUCCUUCAAGCUCAAUUAUUUGAUUAUAGUUGUUUGGUUGACUAGACCAAAUUCUUGUAGAGAAAAUUUUCAAUCCCAGUCAGAAGUAGGUUUUUCAGAUUUCUUAUUUCUACGGUGAAACAUACUUAAGACUGGUAUGUGCCUAAAACUCCCAGAAAUGAAGUGUAAUAUUGUUUU